UGGAGGUUCAUGCAUCUUCCCCUCUACAAGUCUUGCUCUUUACUCUUUUCCCCUCCCCACGAAGAAAUCCCCCUUUUCUUUCUCUCUCAUCACUCUAAUAUUCAAACCCAACAACUGAAAAAUCUCUCCUGUUUCUUUCUCGAGCUCAGAUUCUCAGUAAAAUCGAAAAGCAUUUUGAUGUUCAAUUUCUAAUUUUUUACAGAGCCAAUCUUUCUUCACCGGAGAAUAUUUUCCGACGAGCAAAUAACCGGGACUGGGAGAUUGUGUUUACCCAAUAUCAAUAUGCCUUCGGAAAACAUUUCUCUGGUGGAACUUAACCUUUCCCAAGAAGUUGAGAACAAAAUUUCUGCCGAAAAUAUUCUGCACGAAUUGUGGCCGUUGAAUGAAGUAGAUCCUAAGAAACCGAACUUCCCGUGUUGUGUUGUGUGGACCCCACUCCCUAUAGUUUCGUGGUUAGCGCCUUUCAUCGGACAUGUUGGAAUAUGCAGAGAAGACGGUACCAUUUUAGAUUUCUCUGGUUCGAAUCUUGUUAAUGUUGAUGAUUUUGCUUUUGGUUCUGUUGCAAGAUACCUUCAAUUGGAUCGAAACAAGUGUUGUUUCCCUCCAAAUCUCGUUGGGCAUAAAUGCAAGCAACGCUACGCACAUGCUGAAUACGGGACUGCAAUAACAUGGGACGAUGCAGUUCAAUCGAGCACGCGACAUUUUGAGCACAAAUCUUACAACCUAUUCACAUGCAACUGCCACUCGUUUGUCGCCAACUGUCUGAAUAGGCUAUGCUACGAGGGGUCAAUGAAUUGGAACAUGGUCAAUGUUGCAGCUCUAAUACUGUUCAAGGGGAAUUGGGUCGAUGCCUUUUCGGUCUUGAGAUCGUUUUUGCCUUUCUUUGUUAUGAUCUGCUUUGGUGUUUUUAUGGUCGGAUGGCCUUUUCUAAUUGGAUUGUUUUCGUUUUCGUUCAUGCUUGUUGGAUGGUUUUUGAUGGGUACUUAUGUUUUUACGAACGUAUUAGAAUGUUAGAUGUUUUAUUUGCUUUUUUCCACGAACUAACAUUAUGAAACUCUAUUCGAAAUGAUUGGUCCUAAAAGAAUGCUAUAUA
Molecule: messenger RNA, 1093 nt
Organism: Erythranthe guttata (spotted monkey flower)
Lineage: Eukaryota; Viridiplantae; Streptophyta; Magnoliopsida; Lamiales; Phrymaceae
Gene: RTE1
Product: protein REVERSION-TO-ETHYLENE SENSITIVITY-like protein (DUF778)
Biological process (GO): response to ethylene; regulation of ethylene-activated signaling pathway
Cellular component (GO): endoplasmic reticulum; Golgi apparatus
Source: RefSeq, a predicted model, not a curated record